AUGCCGUUCUGCAAAGGAACAUUCACCUUCGAAGGCGGCUGCAAAUGCAAAGCCGUUCGCUAUCGCGUGUUCGUUCCUCCGUGGCAAUCACGCAUCGCACUGCCAUAUAAAUCACAAGAGGGAGAUAUCGAAGACAGACUACCCGUCUCCAUCAUCUGUCAAUGCAACAAUUGCCGUGAGGCGACGGGACAGAUCGGAGCGCAAUAUGUUGUGCUCCACGCGUUGACAUUCAUGAUUUCGUCGAGAAAGAAGACAGAUAACCCGUCGACUAUGACGUCGGGUCGCGAGGAGUCUGAAUGGUUACAUGGAAGGUUUGAGGACAAUUUGGAUCCUUCUUCUUGGCUGACUGGCUUUGCUUCUUCACCUGGGCGUCGUCGGUGGUUCUGCGCGCGCUGCGGUACACCUAUCGCAUACACUAUAGAUGAGGGGAAGGGCCCGGAAGGAUGGCCUCCAAUGGUUGAUAUCAUUCUUGGCACGGUUGAUCGACAAUGGUUGGAAAGAGAGGAUUUCAAACCUGAACAUUCGCUAUGGACGGCUUUAGGAGUUCCAUGGGUUAGAGAACAACUUAGAGAUGGUGCAGUUAGUAUGGCAGAGCAUCCACUGAUUCAUGUGGAUAAGAAGAUGGGUGAUGAUAUCAGCUCCGUAGUAGAUUGGCUGAGCUCUAUGGGUGCGAGCGUUGAGAUUACUAUUCCUAAGUAA
Messenger RNA from Fusarium verticillioides 7600, 699 nucleotides. RefSeq lists its product as hypothetical. NCBI's taxonomy places the organism in Eukaryota, Fungi, Ascomycota, Sordariomycetes, Hypocreales, Nectriaceae. The transcript has a single exon. Gene Ontology annotation, molecular function: carbon-sulfur lyase activity. The record is from RefSeq and is a predicted model, not a curated record. The coding region runs from base 1 to 699 and encodes 232 amino acids.